Molecule: messenger RNA, 3916 nt
Organism: Bombus terrestris (buff-tailed bumblebee)
Lineage: Eukaryota; Metazoa; Arthropoda; Insecta; Hymenoptera; Apidae
Product: RNA-binding protein 5
Exons: 8
Coding region: 170-2944 (924 amino acids)
Biological process (GO): mRNA splicing, via spliceosome
Cellular component (GO): nucleus
Molecular function (GO): RNA binding
Source: RefSeq, a predicted model, not a curated record
CUACAAAAUAUUUCCUGAUAGAACAUAUUUUUUGCACCACGUAAUGAGUCCGUCUUCCACACGCUACGCCAUAUUGUAUGUGAAUCAGGAGGUGCUACCACGCCAUUGCGCACAUUACAUUAAUCUCCGACUAUUUCCAUAAAUAACGAGUAAAAAAUUAUUUAAAUGCAUGGACAACAUGUACAGUAACAACAUUGACCCAUGGGAGCCGGGUUACGGACCUGAAAGGAGGGGACAUAAUUCAGAUUAUGAUUAUCGAAAUGAUUAUGGAAGCAGUAGGUCACCAGAUUACGUAGAACACCGUGACAAUGAUCAUCGUGAUAGAGACCAUCGUAGUCCAGAAUAUAGAAACCAUCGGGGCCGAGAUAGAGAUCGCGAAAGAGAUCGUUCAAGAGAUAGAAGAGACCGUAGCAGAGAUGACAGAGAUCGUAGCUACAGAGACAGAGAGGAUCGUUAUGGAAGGCAGAGAGACAGAGAUUCUGUAGAAAGAGACAGAGAUCGGGAUCGUGAUCGCGAUAGAGAUAGAGAUCGCUCCAGGAGAGACAGGGAUAGGGAAAGAGAUCGAGAUCGUAGAGGGAAACGAGAGGAGAGAGAUCGGGAUCGCGAUGAUGAUCAUAGCCGAGAAAGUAUGGAUUUUGAGCACGACCAUGGACGUACCUAUGGUUCGUCCAUGGAAGGCAUCCACUACAAAUCUCAAUCUCCAAACAACACCAUAAUGAUUCGUGGGCUUGCUCAGCAUAUUACAGAAAAUGACGUGCGGCAAGACAUCCUUAACUGUGGUCUCAUGCCCAAGGACAUCAGGCUGAUUCGUAAAAAGGAUACAGGUGCUUCGCGAGGUUUUGCAUUCGUCGAGUUUAACGCGACUCAGGAGGCCGCACGGUGGAUGGAGAUGAAACAGGGAGUACUGAUGCUGCAGGACCAAUAUCGCGCUUUAAUGCAGUACAGUAUACCGAAAGAUUGCCAUGUAGAUAAACCACCAGCAAAAAAUACACAAGAUUGGCACUGUGUUAAGUGUGGUGCACACAAUUUCAAAAGAAGGGAAACAUGUUUCAAAUGUUCUGCGUCUCGAGCAGAGAGCGAAGAAGGCGGAGAGGGUAGCGAUGAAAUUAGUCCUCAUCCUACGAAUACAGUUCUCCUUCGUGGAUUGGAUGUACUAACGACCGAAGAUUCGGUCCUGCAGGCAAUGAAAAAUCUUUCAUCGAUGCCGAUACGAAGCAUUCGUAUAGGACGUGAUUCUCUUACAAAUACAUCAAGAGGUGUAUGCUACCUAGAAAUGGGCAAUGUAGUGGAUGCCAUGUAUUUACAUACAGCCCUUACAAAACAGGGAUUGGUAGUAGAUGGUAGGAAAGUGGAAAUUACUUAUUGCAAACUUCAUCAAAUAAAUAAUACCAACACGUGGAAAGGAAAUGACAGCCAGUCACAAAGAUAUACUUUGGAUGACGUUGCUCAAUUGGCCGAAUAUAGUGCCAAUUUAUAUGCUAAAACACCUGCACAGAAAGCUCACUACCUUCAGUAUUAUACGCAAUAUUAUCAAAAUCAAAUAAUGCAAGGAUCUGCAAUUACUUUGCCAUCUUUAAACCAAACUGAUCGAGUGAAUGCAGCUGCAGCCGUAGCACAGUCUGCGAUACAACAAUUACAAGCAUCUAGAAAAUUAGGGGAUUCUGAAGAAAUGAAAAAUAGACCAACACCGACGGCACCGUCUAGUACUACUUUAGCGAGUGGGAGAGUUCCUGCACAUGGUAGCGACGGUAAAAUAUAUUCUGUGCCAGAUGUUAGCACUUAUCAUUAUGAUGAGUCAUCUGGUUAUUACUAUGAUCCAAGUACCGGGUUAUAUUAUGAUCCAAAUUCGCAAUAUUAUUAUAAUAGUCACACGCAACAAUUUCUAUACUGGGAUGCUGAAUCUUUUUCAUAUCAACCGGCAAAGACUGCUACAACUGUAACACAAGCAACAGGGACAACGUCUAGUGGAACUACAAUUACUGCUACAGCAAGUAGUACAGAUUCAACAAAUACGAUUACCAAUCAAGCAACAACUUCCUCAGUUACUACCGCGACUCAAGAAACUUUGAAGGAGGAUGAAACUAAGAAGAAAGACAGCAAACAAGAUAAAGUAAAAGUAGCGAAAAAGAUAGCAAAAGAUAUGGAACGUUGGGCAAAAACCUUGAAUCAAAAGAAAGAGAAUGCAAAGAGUAAUUGGAAUUCUGAAUUUGCUGGUGGUGAUGGUAAUCAAGGUGUCGGAAGCGGAGCUGCAGAUGCAGGAUACGCUAUAUUGGAAAAAAAAUCUCUUGCAAAUUCUUAUCAUGAGGAUGAAGAUCAGAGCGGAAAUAACGGUUUGGUUGCUGCCUAUGGUGGUGGUAGUGAUACAGAAGAGGAAAUAGAGGAUGUACAGCAAGAAGAAAGGCAACACACAGAUUGGAGUAAAUUAGCAUGCUUACUGUGUAAACGACAAUUCCCAAGUAAAGAAGCAUUGCUUCGACACCAACAGUUAUCUGAUCUUCAUAAACAAAAUUUGGAAAAUUGGUAUCAAGUACGUGGUUUAGACCCAAACGAUCCACAGCAAAGAAACAAUAAAUAUCGCGACCGCGCCAAAGAAAGAAGAGCAAAAUAUGGUGAACCAGAACCUCCACAACCAAAUAAACUUAAAGAAAAAUACUUAAAAACUAGGGUCGAAGAAAUAUCGGUGUCAUAUGAAGAACCUACGAGAGCCGGUAUUGGUUCAGAUAAUGUUGGUAAUAAACUUUUACAAAAAAUGGGAUGGAGUGAAGGAAUGGGGCUUGGUAAAUCGAACCAAGGUAGGACGAGUAUCAUUGAAGCUGAAAGAAGGGUUCCUACAGCUGGAUUAGGAGCAAAAUCGUCAUCUUAUAGUGCGUUACCAGGGGACACAUACAAAGAUUGCGUAAAGAAAAUGAUGUACGCGCGUUAUCAAGAACUAUCUGAUACAUAAUACAUUGGAUAUAGUGAAAAUAGAUUUUAUAUAUACCAUAAAUAAGUAAUUGUACUCUCAAUUUUUAAUAGACGAAUAGGUAUACAAUAUGCGUAUCAUCUUAAUGUGCUGAUUGUUUGCUGGUCGUUCCAUUCUUGGGACAUAUACGGUUUAUAUUUCUUCUUCUUUUUCCGAUUCUGACAUUUUCAUUUAAAGAUGUUUAAGAAAUAAUGUAAAUUAAUUAUUUUUGUUAUUUCAUACUUAUUCAUUGAAUCAUAAUGUAAUUUAGCUGAUAGAUAAAAAUACUCUGAACUUUAUUUGCAUGAUGCUGCUGAAGUUCACAUUACAGUCACAUGCAAUAAUAUAUGCUUGUUAAUUUAAUAAAAAUUAGAUACUUAAGGAAGGACAUAUCCAAGAGUGUAUCACAAAUACCAGUAACAAGAUAAUUCACUUACUAAGCAAUUUUUGUCUAACACUUCGUGCACAAUACACAGUACUUCCUGUACUUCAACAGGGGAAGUGCAUUGAAACAUUAUAAAGUAUAUAAGGAGAAUUAAAUUAUAUCAUUUUAUUCAAGUUUCAUAAUGUUACUUUGAAUGAAAAUCAAUUUAUAUACUUAUGAUCCAGUGAAACUAAAAGUAUCACUGGUAUACUAUAUAUAUUUAUUAUAUUAUACUAAUUUACAUUAAAUUUCAUAAUUCCUUUAUAAUGUAAUUAUAUUAACUUCACAUACUUAUAAAUAUAUAUAUACUUAUAUAUAUAUUUAUACAAAGAUAAUUAUAUAUUUAUAGUCAUACAUAUAUGUCAAUUCUUUCUUUUUAUUAUGAUUUAUUCUAUAUUUUUGGAGAUCACACAAUUUUCGCUAUACAUACACAUUUCUAUAAUCAUUCGUACACUUUAAUCUUAUUUUUUUAAUCACACGUGUUAAACCCAUGUAAUAAGCAAUAGGUUAAAAGGCGAUAAUAAAAGUAUACGCGGCAUUAUUGCUUGCUA